Molecule: messenger RNA, 2130 nt
Organism: Aspergillus tubingensis
Lineage: Eukaryota; Fungi; Ascomycota; Eurotiomycetes; Eurotiales; Aspergillaceae
Product: acetyl/propionyl/methylcrotonyl-CoA carboxylase subunit alpha
Exons: 5
Coding region: 1-2130 (709 amino acids)
Cellular component (GO): mitochondrion
Molecular function (GO): methylcrotonoyl-CoA carboxylase activity; metal ion binding; ATP binding
Source: RefSeq, a predicted model, not a curated record
AUGCCGCUCUCCUCUCUUCUCCGCACUUCGUCCCGCCUGGGGCCGCCGGUAGUUCGAAGGUUCAGAAGAGCGGCCUCCACUGUGUCCACCACGACGCCCAAGGCUGAGAAAUCACUGGACUCUAUUUUAAUCGCAAAUCGAGGAGAGAUUGCGCUUCGCGUUGGACGGACCGCUGCUCAACACGGAAUCCGAGUAACGACGCUCUACACCGAUCCGGAUAGCAAGGCUCAGCAUGCGCUGAGCUCGCCAUUUGCCUUCAACUUAGGAUCCGUCUCCGCUUACCUCGAUGGAGAUCGAAUUAUUGAGAUUGCCAAGAAGGAAGGCUGCCAAGGGAUACACCCCGGUUACGGCUUCCUGAGUGAGAAUGCGGCAUUUGCGCGGAAAUGUACAGAAGCUGGAUUGGUCUUCAUUGGACCUCCUUGGAAGGCUAUCGAAGACAUGGGUGACAAGAGUCAAUCCAAGAAGAUCAUGACUGCUGCUGGAGUACCGUGCGUACCCGGUUAUCAUGGCGACAACCAGGAUGUCAACUUCCUUGAAGCCGAGGCCGACAAGAUCAAGUACCCCGUGCUGAUCAAGGCAAUCAAGGGCGGCGGCGGCAAAGGAAUGCGCAUCGCUCAUACCAAAGCCGACUUUCAGGCACAGCUGCAGUCUGCCAAAUCCGAGGCUAUGAAUUCAUUCGGGGACGAUCACGUACUGGUGGAGAAGUACAUUACCACACCCCGCCACAUUGAAGUGCAAGUCUUUGCAGACAAGCAUGGGAACGCUGUUGCUCUCGGAGAGCGGGACUGUAGUAUACAAAGAAGACACCAGAAGAUUCUUGAGGAGUCGCCUGCUCCGCACCUUCCCGAUGCAACAAGAAAAGAUAUCUGGGCAAAAGCCCGAUCUGCUGCGUUGGCUGUUGGCUACGAGGGUGCUGGUACCGUGGAGUUCAUCUUCGACAAUGAUACUGGCGAGUUCUUCUUCAUGGAGAUGAACACUAGACUCCAGGUGGAGCAUCCCGUCACCGAAAUGGUCACCGGUCAGGAUCUUGUGCACUGGCAGCUCAAAAUCGCGGAAGGCGCCCCACUUCCCCUAACCCAGGAAGAUGUGGAGGCUUUUAUGGCCAGUCGCGGUCAUGCUAUCGAAGCUAGGAUUUACGCUGAGAACCCUGACCAGGGUUUCAUUCCAGACUCCGGCACUUUGCUCCAUGUCCGCACUCCCGCCGCUACUGAUGAUGUGAGGAUAGACGCCGGAUUCGUCGCAGGCGACGAUGUCUCGGCACAUUAUGACCCCAUGAUCGCAAAACUGAUUGUGAGGGGCAACACUCGCGAAGAGGCGAUCCGCAAACUUGCGAAUGCAUUAGAGGAGUAUGAAGUGGCGGGUCCAAUCACGAACAUUGAGUUCCUGAAAACUGUCUGCAGAAGUCCUGAUUUCAUUAGCGGGAAUGUGGAGACCGGCUACAUUGAGAAACAUCGCGAGGAGCUAUUCACACGGGAGGCGAUUGAGCCCGAGGUGUUGGCACAGGUGGCUCUGGCCUGUCUUCACCACGAUUCGAAUCCGGGAAGUGGAACGCAAGCCAACUUUGAAGGCUCUGCCGUUGGCUUUGGCCCAGGAUACCAGGCACGACAAAUCUCACUUGCAGAACUAACACCGGGAACAAAGAACGACUCCAAAUUUGACGUUAGGGUGCAACAGACGGGUGACGACACAUUCAACGUUGAUGUUGGGGGACGUUUAUUCGAGCAAGUUGUAAGCCAUCGUGAUCCAGCUUCGAAAGUUGUAACCUCCUUCUUCCCUCACACACGCCUGGACACGACGGUGAUCCGCGAUGAGGACACGAUCAUCGCUUUUCAGCGGGGUACCCAAUACCGCCUAACGAUCCCACGCGCCAAGUGGAUGGAGAAGGCGUUGGGAAUGAAGGACGUCACGAACAGUGUUCUCGCACCGAUGCCAUGCAAGGUGCUGCGUGUGGAGGUAGAGGCAGGCGAGGUGGUAGAAAAGGACCAGCCACUGGUGGUGAUUGAGAGUAUGAAGAUGGAAACAGUCAUUCGCAGCCCACAGAGGGGCACCAUCUCCAAGGUGGUACAUAAAGCAGGAGAUCAAUGUAAAAGCGGGACACCGCUGGUUGAAUUCGAAGAGGGCGGUGAGUAA